AUGAAAAGUAUAGAGUAAUUGUUUCCACAAUUUCAAGUAGUCAAUAUUGUGAGAUAAAACACUUACAAGAAAUCAGUGAUUGUAAAACGGAAUGGAUAUCAAUAUAUGCUCAGAAUAUUUAGUCUUGAAGGAAUUCCAAAAGAAAAAGUUUAAUCAAUCAUCAAAAUCUUAAACAAAUUAUCUAAUUACAAGAACCCUCACAUUGUGAAAUUUUAUGAAGCAUCAUUUGAUCAUGAUAUGACAUACUUAGGGUAAAGAUAAAAAUUUUAAAGAUUAGCAUAGUCAGUGAAUACUUAGAUAAAUAAUACACAUAUCCUUUGAAAGAAUCUGAUAUUUGGAACAUCAUUUAAGAGGUAUCCAACCUUAAAUAUGUAGUUAUCUAUUGCUUUACAAUAAUUUCAUCCUAAAAGGGUACAUGCAAAAUUAUAAUUGUCAAACUUAUUUUUAAGUAAAGGAAGGACCAUUUUGGGUGAGAUGAAUAUUCUAUAUUAUUUACAUAAAUAAAGCUAUCAAGAUAUCUAUUUAUUAGCACCUGAAUUCAUCAAGUCUCAAAUUUAUGAUUAUAAAUCAGAUAUUUGGAUGGUUGGGUAUAUGUUAUAUUAAAUGAUGUUCAAAGAUCCUCCAAUCAUUGCAAAUAAUGUUGAUAUUUUACAUAAAAAGAUUCUUAAGGGCAUUCAAUUAACAUAUAAUCCAAAUUAUAGUCUUAAUUUAAAUAAUUUAUUAAGAUUGAUGAUGUGUUAUGAUCCUGAACUUAGACCUAAUGUUGAAUAAAUAUAAUACUUUUGUCAAUAAUCUUAAAUUUCUAAUGAAGAAAUAAAUAUUAAUAAAAUAUUACCUAAAUUCAAAGUUGAUAAAGUUGAAUUACAUAAAAAGAGAACAGAAAAGAAACAAGAGCCUAUUCAAAAUAUUAUUUACUUAAAUGAAGAUCAAUUCAAAUAACCUUAUUUCCCUCCCUCUAAAAUUAUUAAACAAAAACGACUCCUAUUAUCAAAAUAAACUUUCUCAGUCUUAGAUAUUGGUACAUCUUAAAAAAUAACUUAUUCUGUUUAGUUACCAAAAGUUCUAAAUUAUAAAUUUAGUAAAUUGAAAGUUAAAGAAGCUAGCACAGCUCCAGGUUCGAUUGGAAACACUGAACAAUUAGAAAAGUAAGUUUUUCUUUUAUUUCAGGUUGUAGAACAAAUCUCAAAUUAAUAAAUUAGAAUUUGAUAAUCUUUUUCCAUAAAACAAAUAAACGUUAUAAACUUAGAGAAAAUCUCCUAAUAGAAUUUAAUUACAAUAAGAAUUUUAUAAUAAAUAAAAGAGUUAAAGAUUAUUUUAUUGA
Molecule: messenger RNA, 1321 nt
Organism: Paramecium sonneborni
Lineage: Eukaryota; Ciliophora; Oligohymenophorea; Peniculida; Parameciidae
Source: the annotation of a GenBank genome assembly